Molecule: messenger RNA, 1830 nt
Organism: Microthlaspi erraticum
Lineage: Eukaryota; Viridiplantae; Streptophyta; Magnoliopsida; Brassicales; Brassicaceae
Source: the annotation of a GenBank genome assembly
AUGUCUGCCUCUGUUACCGAUCGAUCUCUGAACCUCAUUCCAAUUAAGGCUCAUAUUCCGAUCGUUCUUGAUAUGGAUCAAAUGAACUACGACCUUUGGCGUGAGCUCUUCGAGACCCAUUGCCAUAGCUUCUCAGUCUUAGGCCAUAUUGAUGGCACAUCUCUUCCAACAGGUCCAACGGACAACGUUUGGCAGCAAACGGAUGGUACCAUCAAGAUGUGGAUAUACGGGUCGAUCUCGGAAUCCAUUCUCAAAUCUAUCGUCCAAACAAAGUGUACUUCUCGUGAUUUAUGGACCACUAUCGAGAAUCUCUUCCGCGACAAUAAAGAGACCCGUGCAAUCCAACUUGAAAACGAACUUCGUUCGUUAACUAUUGGUGAUCUAUCAGUUCACGAAUACUGCCAAAAGCUGAAGACGCUCUCAGAUCUUCUCGCCAAUGUCAACUCUCCAAUUACGGAACGUAGCCUCGUGAUGCACCUGCUCAAUGGCCUCAACUCCAAGUUUGAUAACAUCAUCAACGUUAUCAACAUCGCUCCCGUUAUCAACAUCGCUCCCCUGCUUGUUCAUUCAACGACGCUCGCUCGAUGCUCAAGGAUGAAGAAUCCCGCCUCAAAACCAACCGUCGACCAGAACCGUCACACCAUGACAACGCCUCCAAUCCGCAAGUCCUCAUUGCCGCAUCUCCACAUCAGUACGACCAGAGGUCAUCGCCACAAACAUACCAAUUCCACAAUUCUCGUGGCGGAGGCCGUGGUAAUCGCAGCAAUCGCGGCGGUGGCCGUGGAAACAGAGGUUGAGGCAACCCUAACUGGAACAACGGACAUUGGAACUCUGCUUCUCCACCACCGUGGGCCAAUGGCCCACUCCAUCGCACGGACACACUCAGCCGUGGUCUCAUCCAGGAAAUCAAUCCCGAGUUCAUCAAACGACGCCGACGAAUUCAAAUUCCGCUUCUGGCAUCCUUGGUCAUGCUCCAUCAAAUUCAAACUCCUUGGUCAUGCUCCAUCAAAUUCAAACUCCGCAUACAUCACCACUCACAACUCUCAGGUUGCGCCUCCUCCCCAAAGUCCAUCUUCCGAUCUUAUACCUACGGCUCUUGCCAAUGCCUUCAACACAAUGACGCUUUCUGAUCCAUCCACCGCUGACUGGUAUAUGGACACUGGAGCAACAGCUCAUCUCACAUCUCAAUCCGGUACUCUCAACUCUAUCUCUACUCACUCUUCUCUUCCUCUUAUCACUGUUGGUAAUGGUUCAAUUAUUCCUGCUAUUGCUUCUGGUCACUCAUCGAUUGCUUCUACAUCCCGUCCUCUUUCUCUGAAUAAUGUGCUUCUUUGCCCAAAAAUACUAAAAAAUCUCAUUUCUGUACGACAAUUUACUAUUGAUAAUCUAUGUUCUGUUGAAUUUGACCCAUUUGGUUUUGCUGUAAAGGAUCUCCGUACCAAAACUCCUCUCAUCCGAUGUGAUAGCACCGGACCCCUUUAUGCUGUGACACCGCAUUCACCAUCGCACACUGCACUUCUCACCUCACUUCCUGUGUCACUUUGGCACAACCGCUUGGGUCAUCCCGGCGAAGCUGUUCUUCGUUUUUUAGCAUCUUCUGCUUUAAACAUGGCGGCUCACUUACUCAACAUCCUCCCCUCGAGCACCAUCAACAAUGACAUUCCUUUCACCCGUCUGUUCAACAAACAAGCGUCUUACAAGCAUCUACGAGUCUUUGGAUGUCUUUGCUACCCGAAUCUUCUACCAACGCUCCGAACAAACUCUCACCACGGUCAACUCGAUGCAUCUUUCUUGGCUACCCCACCAAUCACAAAGGAUAUAGAUGUCUAG